Staurois parvus is the source of this 642-nucleotide messenger RNA. Lineage: Eukaryota; Metazoa; Chordata; Amphibia; Anura; Ranidae. The record is from the annotation of a GenBank genome assembly.
AGUCUUGCACAGGUGUACCGGCUCCUCCCCUUCAGUCUUGCACAGGUAUACCAGCUCCUCCCCUUCAGUCUUGCACAGAUGUUCGGCUCCUCCCCUUCAGUCUUGCACAGGUGUACCGGCUCCUCCCCUUCAGUCUUGCACAGAUGUACCGGCUCCUCCCCUUCAGUCUUACACAGGUGUCCGGCUCCUCCCCUUCAGUCUUGCACAGGUGUACCGGCUCCUCCCCUUCAGUCUUGCACAGGUGUACCGGCUCCUCCCCUUCAGUCUUGUACAGGUGUACCGGCUCCUCCCCUUCAGUCUUGCACAGGUGUACAGGCUCCUCCCCUUCAGUCUUGCACAGGUGUACCCGCUUCCUCCCCUUCAGUCUUGCACAGGUGUACUGGCUCCUCCCCUUCAGUCUUGCACAGGUGUACCCGCUCCUCCCCUUCAGUCUUGCACAGGUGUACCCGCUCCUCCCCUUCAGUCUUGCACAGGUGUACCGGCUCCUCCCCUUCAGUCUUGCACAGGUGUACCGGCUCCUCCCCUUCAGUCUUGCACAGGUGUACCGGCUCCUCCCCUUCAGUCUUGCACAGGUGUACCCGUUCCUCCCCUUCAGUCUUGCACAGGUGUACCCUUCCUCCCCUUCAGUCUUGCACAGGUGUA